Messenger RNA from Argentina anserina (silverweed cinquefoil), 2325 nucleotides. RefSeq names its product FT-interacting protein 3-like. The transcript has a single exon. NCBI's taxonomy places the organism in Eukaryota, Viridiplantae, Streptophyta, Magnoliopsida, Rosales, Rosaceae. The record is from RefSeq and is a predicted model, not a curated record. Bases 1 to 2325 code for a protein of 774 amino acids.
AUGGCUAAUAAAAAGAAAGAAGAUUUCUCUGUCAAGGAGAUCCACCCCUCCAUCCGCGCCAAGAAACCAUUGAACGGUCCCACCUCCUCCUUUGAUCUUGUGGAGGAGAUGUUAUAUCUGUAUGUUGCAAUUGAGGGAGCCAGACUUCCUGCACCAGUUCAUAGUCUCCUCCAAGUUGAGCUCAAGAUAGGGAACUACAGAGGAAACACAAGUUACGCGGCGAGAAGUUCAAAGGGGGAGUUCAUGUGGAGCCGGAAGUUUGCUUUCACCAAGAGCAAACUUCAAGACACAACUGUGCAUGUUCUACUGAAGGGUGUAGAUGGAAUUGUCAUUAGUAAACGUAGCUUUGCUGUAUCAGAAGCACUAAUGAGAGUACCACCUGAUCCUCCAUUAGCAGCUCAGUGGUACAAACUAGUAGAUCCAAAAGGGGAUAAUUCUGUAGGAGAGUUGAUGAUGGCAUUUUGGACUGGGACUCAAGCCGAUCACGCCUAUCAUGAUGCUUCACAUUCUGAUAUAGAAGCACCUUUAAGCCCUGAGGGUUUAUUGAGUAUUCGUCCGAAAGUGCAUAAUUGGUCGAUGUUUUGGUACCUCAGAGUUCAUGUAAUCGCAGCUCAGGAUCUAAUGAUUCAUGACUUCAACAACAGGGAACAGCCAGCACAGAUUUUCGUAAGAGCUGAUGUUCUGGAAUGUGCCUUGACUACUAAAACUUGUUUAACUAAAACCCGGAACGCGAAGUGGGAUGAGGACUUGAUGUUUGUGGUUGCGGAUCCGGAUGAUGUAACUUUGUUUGUGGGAGUCUUUCAGCUGCUAAGGAGAGAUGCGUCACUUUCUACUGAUCAGGGGCAAGAGAUGAAAUGUAUAGGGCGUUGUGAGAUUCCUGUAAAGAAUGUGGGGAAGAGGAAUGAUAGAUCACCGGCUGCUAUUCAGUGGAAGGAUCUUAAGCUAAUGGAGGGUCAGGGGACCAAUGAGAGAUUUUCUAGUAAGAUUAAUAUGAGGAUCAGUUUGGAUGGUGGAUAUCAUGUUAUUGAUGAGCCUACUGAGUUUUCUAGUGAUCAAAGGCCAUCGGCAAAGAUACUGUGGAAACCUACGCUUGGGGUUUUUGAACUUGGAAUAAUGAGUGCCUCUGGAUUAUCCCCACUGAAUCCUAAGACUACUGUAGACACUUUCUGCGUCGCCAAAUAUGGGACUAAGUGGGUGAAGACGAAGACAAUUAUUGAUAAUUGUUCUCCGAAGUGGAAUGAACAGUGCAGCUGGGAUGUCUAUGAUCAUUGUACAUUCAUAACUAUUGCAGUUUUUGAAAACAAGUAUUUGCACAAAGGUGGUGAACGUCUUCCUGAUUUUGCCAUUGGAAAAGUAAGGAUUCGAUUGUCUGAUCUUGAACUUAAUAAAGUUUACACGAAUUCACAUCCGCUUGUGAAGCUAGAACCUUAUGGGGUGAAGAAGACAGGUGAACUUCAAUUGUCUUAUCGAUUUAGUCCCGUAUCUGUGUUUCAUGUGUAUGGUAAUUAUUCAAGGCCCCUUUGGCCUAAACUACAUUAUGAACUCCCACUAUCGGUACGUCAGAUUUCCAAACUAAAGGAUCAAGCUGUCAAGCUUACAGUAUCAAAGAUGCAGAAAGCUGAGCCACCACUAAGCGAAGAGGUUGUGCAUUAUGUGUUGGAGGACAACAAAUAUCAGUAUAGUCUCCGGAGAGCUAGAGCUAAUUUCCAACGGUGUGCGAAACUUAUGGAGAGUUUCUUAUUUUGCAAACAGUGGUUUGAUCGGCUGCGGAAUUGGACUAAUACGGUGCAUAAUUGUAUCUUUAUAACUUGCCUCAUUGUGGUCUAUUUCUACCCCAGUCUGGCACUGUCCUCCAUGUUUUUCAUGCUCUGCGGUCUAGGGGCUUGGGGUUACAGGAAGAGGCCUAGACAACUUGGUCACAUAGACACCGAGUUGUCUCAGGUUUAUAGUGUCGAACCUGACGAAAUCGCCGAAGAGUUGAAGUUACUCCCAACAGGUGUACCUGCGGAGGUUGUGAUGAUGAGGAGAUAUAAUCGACUUACAAGCAAUGUGUUGGAUUUUCAGACAUUGUUUGGUGACAUUGCAACUACAGGGGAGAAGGUGCAGUCUUUGUUGAGUUGGAGAGAUAGAAGAGCUACUCUUCUUGUACUGAUCUUCUUUUUCACUGCUGGGGUUUUCUUUUACUUUAACCCUUGUGGCGUGGAACUUAUAGUUAUCGUGACUAUAUUGCAUGUGAUCAGGCCACCAAUGUUUCGUAUUGGCCUCCCUUCAUGUUUUGAGAACUUCAUUAGGAGAAUGCCAUCAAAGAUGGACAGCAUGCUAUGA